This is a messenger RNA of Coregonus sp. 'balchen', 7862 nucleotides long. Lineage: Eukaryota; Metazoa; Chordata; Actinopteri; Salmoniformes; Salmonidae. The record is from the annotation of a GenBank genome assembly.
GAUACAGGAGUGGGCAAGUCUAGUAUUGUAUGUCGUUUUGUGCAAGACCAUUUCGACCACAACAUCAGUCCGACGAUAGGGUAAGUUGUAAUACCUCCUUCAAUGCAAUAGGCAGCAACAAAGUGUGUAAUCAGCUUUCAGCCUGUCCUGUUCCGGAGACCUUUCAGGAAUCAUCAAUUUAAUGUGUCCCCUCAUGAUGAGUUCCGUUUUCUGUGUGCCCCCCACCCCCCAACCCCACCCCCAUCAAAGUUACCCAUCCCUGAUCUAAAACAGCAUCCCUCACAGGAAAAUCACAGUUAUUGUAUUGUAUCGUUCACAGUUGUAUAAUGUUGAGACCAAGUGCUAGGCAUAAUUCUCUGUGUUACUUGCAGGGCAUCAUUUCUAACCAAGAUGGUGCCGUGUGGAAAUGAACUACACAAGUUCCUCAUCUGGGACACGGCGGGACAGGAAAGGGUGGGUUAGGUGCCUCAGCUUUGCUCAUCCUUCAUCUGUUUAGGGUUGCCAGCUUGAGCCAAACUCAUUCGGGGGAGAUUAUAAAAUUCUGUCCACGUUGUUUAAGUUUCAUUAAAACAAAUCUCCCACAGUAGCUUUACUGCUUGCCAGGAGGUAAAGGCUGGUUCCAGGGGUCAAUGGAGAGAGUUGGCAUGGCAACCCUUUUCACUGUUUACUUCUUGGUUCCCAAAGUAUGUAUCCAGAGCCUUCUCAAGUCUUACACAGUCACAUGGCGACUAAGUAUCAUGGUGAGAUUACUUCCCUUUCUAAGGGAUGACGUGAUUGGUUAUUCUGGGACACACUGAGAAAGUCAGGGUUCAAGGUUCAUAGUACUGUUGUGGCAUGAUGACUCACAAGGGUGGGGUGUACAGUGGGGAAAAAAAGUAUUUAGUCAGCCACCAAUUGUGCAAGUUCUCCCACUUAAAAAGAUGAGAGAGGCCUGUAAUUUUCAUCAUAGGUACACGUCAACUAUGACAGACAAAUUGAGAAAAAAAAAUACAGAAAAUCACAUUGUAGGAUUUUUAAUGAAUUUAUUUGCAAAUUAUGGUGGAAAAUGAGUAUUUGGUCACCUACAAACAAGCAAGAUUUCUGGCUCUCACAGACCUGUAACUUCUUCUUUAAGAUGCUCCUCUGUCCUCCACUCGUUACCUGUAUUAAUGGCACCUGUUUGAACUUGUUAUCAGUAUAAAAGACACCUGUCCACAACCUCAAACAGUCACACUCCAAACUCCACUAUGGCCAAGACCAAAGAGCUGUCAAAGGACACCAGAAACAAAAUUGUAGACGUGCACCAGCCUGGGAAGACUGAAUCUGCAAUAGGUAAGCAGCUUGGUUUGAAGAAAUCAACUGUGGGAGCAAUUAUUAGGAAAUGGAAGACAUACAAGACCACUGAUAAUCUCCCUCGAUCUGGGGCUCCACGCAAGAUCUCACCCCGUGGGGUCAAAAUGAUCACAAGAACGGUGAGCAAAAAUCCCAGAACCACACGGGGGGACCUAGUGAAUGACCUGCAGAGAGCUGGGACCAAAGUAACAAAGCCUACCAUCAGUAACACAUUACGCCGCCAGGGACUCAAAUCCUGCAGUGCCAGACGUGUCCCCCUGCUUAAGCCAGUACAUGUCCAGGCCCGUCUGAAGUUUGCUAGAGUGCAUUUGGAUGAUCCAGAAGAGGAUUGGGAGAAUGUCAUAUGGUCAGAUGAAACCAAAAUAGAACUUUUUGGUAAAAACUCAACUCGUCGUGUUUGGAGGACAAAGAAUGCUGAGUUGCAUCCAAAGAACACCAUACCUACUGUGAAGCAUGGGGGUGGAAACAUCAUGCUUUGGGGCUGUUUUUCUGCAAAGGGACCAGGACGACUGAUCCGUGUAAAGGAAAGAAUGAAUGGGGCCAUGUAUCGUGAGAUUUUGAGUGAAAACCUCCUUCCAUCAGCAAGGGCAUUGAAGAUGAAACGUGGCUGGGUCUUUCAGCAUGACAAUGAUCCCAAACACACCGCCCGGGCAACGAAGGAGUGGCUUCGUAAGAAGCAUUUCAAGGUCCUGGAGUGGCCUAGCCAGUCUCCAGAUCUCAACCCCAUAGAAAAUCUUUGGAGGGAGUUGAAAGUCCGUGUUGCCCAGCAACAGCCCCAAAACAUCACUGCUCUAGAGGAGAUCUGCAUGGAGGAAUGGGCCAAAAUACCAGCAACAGUGUGUGAAAACCUUGUGAAGACUUACAGAAAACGUUUGACCUGUGUCAUUGCCAACAAAGGGUAUAUAACAAAGUAUUGAGAAACUUUUGUUAUUGACCAAAUACUUAUUUUCCACCAUAAUUUGCAAAUAAAUUAAUUAAAAAUCCUACAAUGUGAUUUUCUGGAUUUUUUUUCUCAAUUUGUAUGUCAUAGUUGACGUGUACCUAUGAUGAAAAUUACAGGCCUCUCUCAUCUUUUUAAGUGGGAGAAGUUGCACAAUUGGUGGCUGACUAAAUACUUUUUUUCCCCACUGUAAAUGGACGUGUGUGUCUGUGUGUGUGCGUGCAUGUGUGUGUGUGUGAGUAAAUUAAAAUAUCACUUGGUUCCUGUUGAAUCACUGUUAAAUCACUGUUAAAUCACUUGGUUAUCUCAUCCACCCUGUUAAAUCACUGUUAAAUCACUUGGUUAUCUCAUCAUUCCUGUUAAAUCACUGUUAAAUCACUGUUAAAUCAUUGUUAAAUCACUGUUAAAUCACUUGGUUAUCUCAUCCUCCCUGUUAAAUCACUGUUAAAUCACUUGGUUAUCUCAUCCUCCCUGUUAAAUCACUGUUAAAUCUCUGUUAAAUCACUGUUAAAUCACUUGGUUAUCUCAGCGUCCCUGUUAAAUCACUGUUAAAUCACUGUUAAAUCACUGUUAAAUCACUUGGUUAUCUCAUCCUCCCUGUUAAAUCACUGUUAAAUCACUGUUAAAUCACUGUUAAAUCACUUGGUUAUCUCAUCGUCCCUUUGUCCAACAUUGUUGCUUUUCCUGUUUGUAUUUUGAACUUAGAAUCUUUAUUUUUCCAAACUAAAGCUAAGAGAGUUGGCACAUGCCUGGAAUGUUCCAUGAAUAUCUAUAGGCGAUACCAAACAGUUAUAACCUUAGUUAUAACGCUAUAAUAUCGGCCAAUGAACUGCAACUGCGCUUGUGCAGAUAGGAAUUUAUGCUGUUCUCUACUACCAACUGUAACUUAAUGUAUGGUUGUAUUCCAGUUCCACUCGCUAGCCCCCAUGUACUACAGAGGGUCUGCCGCUGCUGUCAUAGUCUAUGACAUCACCAAACUGGUAAGGAACGGAUCAAUAUUCAGUGUGGAUCCCAGACUACAGACAUUACAGCCUGGUCCCCAGAUCUAUUUGUACCGUCUUGCCAACUCCCGUCUUCAUUGUCAUGCCAAACAGAUCUGAGGCAAAGGGCCCCUAUUCAUAAAGCUUCUCGGAGUAUCAGCGCUGAUCUGCCUUUUAGAUCAUUGUGAAUCAGAUUAUAUGGACAGGGAAGACCUGAUCCUAGAUCAUUGUGAAUCAGAUUAUAUGGACAGGGAAGACCUGAUCCUAGAUCAUUGUGAAUCAGAUUAUAUGGACAGGGAAGACCUGAUCCUAGAUCAUUGUGAAUCAGAUUAUAUGGACAGGGAAGACCUGAUCCUAGAUCAUUGUGAAUCAGAUUAUAUGGACAGGGAAGACCUGAUCCUAGAUCAUUGUGAAUCAGAUUAUAUGGACAGGGAAGACCUGAUCCUAGAUCAUUGUGAAUCAGAUUAUAUGGACAGGGAAGACCUGAUCCUAGAUCAUUGUGAAUCAGAUUAUAUGGACAGGGAAGACCUGAUCCUAGAUCAUUGUGAAUCAGAUUAUAUGGACAGGGAAGACCUAAUCCUAGAUCAGCUCACCUACUCUGAGAUGCUUUAUGAAUACAGGCCCAGGCUAGAGACAUUAGGCUUUGUAUAAAAAGCCAAGUUUGACCCAUCAGCCCUGGAGUAAAGUGUAACCUGGCCAUUGUAUUGUCUGUCUGCCUGCCUGCCUGCCUGCCUGCCUGCCUGCCUGCCUGCCUGCCUGCCUGCCUGCCUGCCUGCCUGCCUGUCUGCCUGUCUGUCUGUCUGUCUGUCUGUCUGUCUGCCUGUCUGUCUGCCUGUCUGCCUGUCUGCCAGGACUCUUUCCAGACACUGAAGAAAUGGGUGAAGGAGCUGAAAGAACAUGGUCCUGAGGACAUCGUUGUAGCCAUUGCAGGGAACAAGAACGACUUGGGGGACAUCAGGUAUCAAUCAUUUUUGUAAAAUAUAUAUAUAUUUUUUAAAUGUUCUUGUUCAGGUCAACAUCAUAAACAGAUUGUACGUAUGUACAUGCAUUUGAAACAAGAAACAGGACACAACACCAAGACAAUACAAUGGCAGUAAACGAGAACACACUAACAAUAAGAAUUCUACAGUCACUUUCAGGUCUCUGCUCUACUGAUUUUUCUUUUUAUUACUUUCUCAAUUUGACUGUAAAUACGGAGUCAAGGUGACCAGGGUCAAGUUGACCCAUAGAUUCAUUGUAUUUUUAUAUUGACACUUCUCAGGGUACUGUAUAUGCAAUAUUAGGGGGAAGAGAUAGCAAAAAUGGGUCCCAUAUUGAAUAGAAAUCCCCUUCCUUGUUCCUAAAUAUAGCACUCAUUUUCUCCAGCGGUAACACUUUAAACAGAGUUAUGGUUGGUGGCUGGUCUUUUAUCCAGUUAAGGAGAAUGCAUUUGCGGGCCACAAAGAGUAAUUUGUUAGGAAGAUUGAGCUGUGCUAAGGUAAGUAAAAGCCUGUUGCCGACGACACCCAGGACAAAUAACCACGGGUCCAUUCUCAUACGACAUCUGAACGUACCCUCCAGCUCCGUUUUGACAUUUUCCUUAGAAGAUUGUAAUGACUGGGAAUGUCCAGAACAGACGAGGGCCUUUUUCCUUCUCCACUUCCAACAGGUGUCAGAGAAUCCCAUGAACCCUUGAAUCUUAUACUGCAUAUAUGGCACCUUGUUGCAGGAGAUCAGUUUGUCUUGUGUUGCAGGUGAUCAGUUUGUCUUGUUGCAGGUGAUCAGUUUGUCUUGUUGCAGGUGAUCAGUUUGUCUUGUUGCAGGUGAUCAGUUUGUCUUGUUGCAGGUGAUCAGUUUGUCUAGUUGCAGGUGAUCAGUUUGUCUUGUUGCAGGUGAUCAGUUUGUCUUGUUGCAGGUGAUCAGUUUGUCUUGUUGCAGGUGAUCAGUUUGUCUUGUUGCAGGUGAUCAGUUUGUCUUGCUUCGAGCCUUUGUCCAAUUUAGAAUUUCUGGGCCUCUUCCCGGCUCCGUUUCCCAGACCCUAAAUCAGAGCACUUGAGUUACUUUCAACAUUAGAGUGUAUAGCAAUAUGAAAUGAAGAAAUAAAGUGUUUAGGUCUUUCAGCUUUCAACAGGAGAUUGUCCACUAUAGGGUUCGUAUUGGGUUCUGUGGGGGUGACGCCAUCUUGGAUUCCAUCAAAUGUCUUACUUGCAGAUACCCAAAGAAUUGUCUGUGUGGUACAGCACAUUUUUGUUGGAUUUUCAGAAACGAUAGCAACGUGUCACCAUCAAACAUAUCUGAUUUUUGGCCUUAUACCUUUCUGGUACCAGAGGUAGAAAAUGCUAUCAGAAACGCCAGGUAGAUAGACCUUGUUAUUAAUAAGGUGAGUCAGAGCAGAGGAGUAAUCCUUUCUCCCAAUAUUUUUGCUAAUAUCUCUCCAGAUCUUAAAGGUGCUGUUAAGAAUAAAGGUAAUGUUAAGAAUAAAGUUAAUGUUAAGAAUCGGGUUAUGUUAAGAAUAAAGGUAAUGUUAAGAAUAAAGGUAAUGUUAAGAAUUGGGUUAUGUUAAGAAUAAAGGUAAUGUUAAGAAUCGGGUUAUGUUAAGAAUUGGGUUAUGUUAAGAAUAAAGGUAAUGUUAAGAAUCGGGUUAUGUUAAGAAUAAAGGUAAUGUUAAGAAUCGGGUUAUGUUAAGAAUAAAGGUAAUGUUAAGAAUCGGGUUAUGUUAAGAAUAAAGGUAAUGUUAAGAAUCGGGUUAUGUUAAGAAUAAAGGUAAUGUUAAGAAUCGGGUAAUGUUAAGAAUAAAGGUAAUGUUAAGAAUAAAGGUAAUGUUAAGAAUAAAGGUAAUGUUAAGAAUAAAGGUAAUGUUAAGAAUAAAGGUAAUGUUAAGAAUCGGGUAAUGUUAAGAAUAAAGGUAAUGUUAAGAAUCGGGUAAUGUUAAGAAUAAAGGUAAUGUUAAGAAUAAAGGUAAUGUUAAGAAUAAAGGUAAUGUUAAGAAUAAAGGUAAUGUUAAGAAUAAAGGUAAUGUUAAGAAUCGGGUAAUGUUAAGAAUAAAGGUAAUGUUAAGAAUCGGGUAAUGUUAAGAAUAAAGGUAAUGUUAAGAAUAAAGGUAAUGUUAAGAAUAAAGGUAAUGUUAAGAAUAAAGGUAAUGUUAAGAAUAAAGGUAAUGUUUUACUUCUGUGCUGACUGAGUUUCUGUCACCAGUCAUGACACCGAUUAAUGAGUAUGGAGAUGUGAAGCAGGACUCAUUACUGACCCAAUUAGAGCAAUAAUCUCUGAGCCUUUCUGCAAGAUACAAGCAUGACAUGCCCAGUUAUACAACAGUAAAUGAGGCAGUCCCAGUCCUCCUAAAUGAGGCAGUCCCAGUCCUCCUAAAUGAGGCAGUCCCAGUCCUCCUAAAUGAGGCAGUCCCAGUCCUCUUACAUUACAUGGGAGCUACAGUUCACUAACUUGUUUACUCAGCCUUGGUCUUUUUCUGUGCAAUAUAAAGUCUGAGAGAUAGUCAUUGAGGUCAUUCAAAGUAUUUUUUAAUGUAUCAGUACUUCACUGCUGUACAGCUCUGUACUGCAUUACCACCCCGGGGUUGCGUGUUACUGCUUCUCUGACUAGGAAGUGGUCAUUCUGAAUUCCAGAACACCAGGAAAUGAGAGCUUACUGACGGAGCACCUUUUUUUUGUUUAGUUAACAACUUGAAGACUUUUCAGCUGACGUUCUCAGGAGUGUGUAACCUCCCUACCACCACCACCACCACCACCACGUUAAAAGCUACGUUUGCAAUGGGAACCCUGUUGAUGAGUCAACCCCAGUACUUCACUGUAGUGUCUCUUUUUAACAGGGAAGUUCCCAUGAAGGAAGCUAAGGACUUUGCUGAGUCCAUUGCGGCCAUCUUCAUGGAGACCAGCGCCAGAAACGCUGUCAACGUGGAGGAGCUCUUUCAGAAGAUCAGUAAGUAUUUCUAGUUCACUCGGUUUCUCUUGGCAAGGUGUUUCAUUCCGUCCAACCACGUGACAUAUGGUUUAUUUAUCAUUCAUUGUUGUCAGGGGGUUGGGUUCAAUUUGAAUUGAAGUCAGUUCAUUCAGGAAGUAAAAUUGAGUGACAAUAAUAAGUUAUCUAUGUCAAAAGUUGUUUUAUUUUCAAAUCAAAUAACUUCCUGAAUUGAUCCCAAUCCCAUUAUUGUUAUGCAUCCCUAAGAUCUUUAUUCUGCAAAGUCAUUUUUUUGUUCACUAUAAAGCAUGUGUUGUGAAUAUCUUUUGAUAUCUGUUUGUUUUAAGACACAAGUUACAAAUCUCAACAUUCUAUGCAACCCUUCAAGACAGAUUAGCACCAUUCAGCACAGCGCCUGUUAGCAGCUCUCUUAGGGAUGAAUCCAAGCUUCCACCUCAACAUUCUAUGAAACCUUCUCAGACUGCAAUCAGGAUUCUUCCCAAAUGGCACCCUAUUGUAGCGCACUACUUUUGACAGCACUAUGUAGGGGAAAAGGGUGCCAUUUGAGAAGCAAUCACAGCGUAAUAAUUUGCGUCUCUCUUUACGUAAUGAUACACGUUGUGUUGUGUUUCAGGUAAACAGAUUCCGCCCCUGGAGAAUCCAGAUUUAGACAGCAACGAGUCCUUCAAGAUAACCCGGCAGCCCCCUCCGUCUAA